AUGUCUGGUACUGCUAAUGGAACCAACGGGACUGCUGGGGAUCAGCCUGCGGCUAAUGUCACGGGUCAACUGGCUGCACUCGCUGCACCAACUUUGCCUAGUAACAUAAGCGCAGCACUUACGCCUGACAAAUUCGAUGGCACGAAUUUCAAGCAGUGGCAACAGAAGAUGCACUUCUUCCUUACCACGCUGAACCUGGCAAAAUAUCUUGUUGAGACAAAGCCUGAGGUGCCUGCUACUCAAGAGGCAAACCCAGAUCCACGAGUACACAUGACUCUGGAGAACUGGAACAAGGAGAUUUCCUGUGCAAAGGUUACAUUCAAAGUCGCCUGGUGGAUCAACUGUUCAAUGUGUACAGUGAGGUCAAAACAUCCAAGGAGCUGUGGGAAGCCUUGGAUAAGAAGUACAAGACGUUCAAUGUGGGCUCAGGAAAAUUUGCUGCUGCAAAAUUUCUCAACUUCGUAA
Molecule: messenger RNA, 465 nt
Organism: Microthlaspi erraticum
Lineage: Eukaryota; Viridiplantae; Streptophyta; Magnoliopsida; Brassicales; Brassicaceae
Source: the annotation of a GenBank genome assembly